Megalopta genalis is the source of this 5833-nucleotide messenger RNA. It is a transcript of the gene Pp2C1, whose product is annotated as protein phosphatase 2C. Gene Ontology annotation, biological process: protein dephosphorylation. NCBI's taxonomy places the organism in Eukaryota, Metazoa, Arthropoda, Insecta, Hymenoptera, Halictidae. The record is from RefSeq and is a predicted model, not a curated record. Gene Ontology annotation, molecular function: protein serine/threonine phosphatase activity; cation binding.
AUCGUUGUGUUCGGGAGAGUGUGUGUGCGUCCCUCGAGCUUGGCGCGGCGGACCUGCCCAGUAAAUACGAGGCUUCCGUUCCGGUGUACGUGUCGGCCGAUUGCUGAAGCGACGAGUGAGGAGCCAAGGGGCCGAGAACCCUCUUGUGUGUUGAGAGUUGCCGCGAGCGGACCCCGUGUGCAUCGCCCGGCGCUCCGUCGUGGUGCCAUCAUGCCGUUGAGCAUCGGUGUUAACCUAAGGGUGACCGGACACUGUAACCAGGGCGGUCGUAAGUACAUGGAGGACAUGUUCAGCGUGGCCUUUCAGUCGACACCGGAUGAUAAGGACCUGGAGUACGCGUUCUUCGGGAUAUUCGACGGCCACGGAGGCGGCGAGGCGGCCAGCUUCGCCAAGGAGCACCUGAUGAACGUGAUCGUCAAGCAAAAGAACUUCUGGUCGGAUCGGGACGAGGACGUGCUCCGCGCGAUCCGAGACGGAUACGUGAGCACGCACUAUGCGAUGUGGCGGGAGCUCGACAAAUGGCCAAGAACAGCUUCUGGAUUACCAUCUACGGCCGGGACCACCGCCAGCAUUGCGUUCAUCCGCAAGGGAAAGAUUUAUAUCGGUCACGUCGGCGACUCCGCUAUAAUUCUGGGAUACCAGGUGGAGGGCGACCCACAGUGGCGGGCCAAGGCACUGACCAAGGAUCACAAGCCUGAGAGCGGGUCAGAAAUGAUGAGGAUACGAGAGUCUGGCGGCAAAGUGAUCAGCAAAUCCGGAGUCCCGAGGGUUGUUUGGAACCGACCUCGAAUUGGGCACAAGGGACCGGUGCGAAGGUCUACUCACAUAGAUGAAAUUCCAUUUCUUGCCGUUGCUAGAUCGUUAGGUGAUUUAUGGAGUUACAAUUCUGAAUUGAACACAUUCGUUGUAUCACCUGAACCAGAUGUUAAGGUAGUUGCAAUCGAUGUUGAAUCACACCGUUGCCUUAUAUUUGGAACAGAUGGCUUGUGGAAUAUGUUAACACCGCAGAGUGCAGUGGCCAUUGUCCAAGCUGCGGACAGACACAAUGAAAAGCAUCUGAUUGCCUCCCAGCAAACAUGUAAUGGGCAAUCUGAUAAUGUCCAGUUGUGGAUUAACCCUUCAAAAAGCCUAGUAGAUAAAGCAUUGGAAAGGUGGUCGCAGAAGAGAUUACGCGCGGACAAUACGAGCGUUGUUACGCUGAUGUUGGAUCCGCCUGGACCAUCCCGGUGUGAAGUAUUACUGAGCCAGAAGGAGUGCGUUAUGGCACAUCACAGCCUACACAACCCAGCAGCUAGACUCUCUACAGAAUCCAUCGAGAAACCUACUUACAGUCCAAUGCCUCUAAGCGUACCAAGACCUCUCCCAUUAACGAGUCACAAUAUGAACCUCCCAAAACCAGAAUUUUGCAACAGAAUCGAGCAGAGCCGAGAGGAGCCGACGUCGGAAAAGAUUCUGCUGGAAGAGAGGAUCCAAGAAACUCUAGACAUAAGUCAUCAGCUAGGAGACGAAGCAACAGACACGGGUAUUAAAGAUGUGAUCGUGGAAGAGACCAUUAAAAUUACGGAAACGAUAUCCCACGAGAUAACGGAAACGAAUCAUGAAGUAAAUAAUAAGGAAUUAGAUACAAGCUCGCCAAAGAAACUGGAUCACCAGGAACAGACGAACGCACCCGAGAAACAACCGGAAGCAGUUAAUGCGUCGCCCGAACAAAUUCUUUCCAGCUUUCAGGAUUUUCCGGAACUGGAGAGCACAAAGAGCAACCCGGCUAACGAUUCAAAUGUGAUACACCAAAGUGCAUUUUCUUGCGAAGGCCAUGAUAUACGUACGUCCACCCCCGUUAGUAACACCGCGGAGAAGAAGAGCGUAGCGCCGGAGACCCCGACGGCUGCUAUUGAGAACAAAGUAACGAGCAACGUUUUAAAUGGGUUGCGCCACAAACAACAGACACUGUUCUCCACGACAAGAACACAAGUCAGGAAUGCGAGGAGUAGGAGGCACAGCUUAACCGCGCACUCGCGAAACAACCUUGUGGAGGCCGUGUCCGUGGAGCCGAAGACGUACGUGAACUCGAGGUUUAAAGCGCGUAGUACAAAAGUAACUGGGAACACAGUGGACGAAGGUGUUAGGAACUCUCCGGGUAAAACAACUGGUAGUGCUGUCGGUGCUAAACGAAGACAUAGUGCAAUAUCGCAAAGUGUAGUUAGUACGGUGGAAGAACCACGCGUGUUGCAAGAGCCCUGCUUCAAGAGGAGGACAAGAUCGGAGGACAGGCCGAAACCGGUCGACGAGAACGACCCAGCGAACCAGACCACCAAGGACGCAGCCGGCAGUUGGCCCGCCGAGUCCAACAUUUCUCGCACCUCGGGAGGUGCGAAUACUGUUCCUAUACAGGACAGGUUGUCGCCUUUGAACACCUUCCAGAGGAAUCUGGGGAAGAAGGUGACACCGGUGAAGGCUAUCCGAAGACCAUCGUUCAAAGGUCUGCUGAAACAACUGUUUGCUGCUAGCCUCGGUGCGCGAGAAUGGGAUCAGGGGAGAAACAACCGGUCGAACGGCUGCAACGAGAGGAGGAUAAACCGAACUAUGUCUAUUAUAGGUUCAUCGGAUAGUACAACCGUUCCGCAACGUUGGCUCAGGUCAGACACCAUUGCUGCUACUCCAGUGAAGACGCUGCGCUCCCGCAACGUGGACAUACAUCAGUAUAGUCUAGUGAAACAACAGAACCGGCUAUCCUUGCCAAACAAACUGAAGCAGACCGGCAACAACGGCUACCUGCAGUCGAGCAGGGUAAGAUCGUCCUCGCUGACGUCCAGUAUUAAACAAAAUAGCAGCAAUACUGGCACAGGGACCUGUUCGACGAUUAGUCCGACCAAUACAGGAUGUAAUACUAGCUCUGGAAUGGCUAAAAGAGUUAAAUCGCCGUAUAAACCGAGUGCCCGGUCACUAAGCACGCGAUCUCGCAUUAAACGCCUCGGGAAGUAAGGUAGGACAACACAACACGCACGCGUCAAUUAUGUUGUUACUUUGUGUUGGGUAUGUCUCUUUACCCUUCAUUGUUUUUAUUCGACGUAUAUUUGCUUUCUAUCUCUGCGAUGAGAAAUGCUACUUUAGAUAUAUUUUAUCAUCCGUACUAUUGCAUUUCAUCGUAGCGAAUCGACCAUUGAUGUCCAAUCGUUUUAUUUCUGGCUGGAUUCGAUUAAAAGAUUCAAGAAAUUCGUUCACCGCUUUAAUUACUUGCUUCGCUCACCGAUACUUGUUUUAACGAUCGGCACACGGAAAUAUUAACAGAUAGGAGAAUCGACGAUAUUUUUCAUAUUUACGGGCUUUCACACACCCGACCUAACGGCUAGCAAUAAAUAUUGACAUCAAUAAAAUGUGUAUAUUGACUGCAUUCAAAGUGGUCCUCACGCACUGCAAUGUUUUUACUGUCAUACACGAUUCUCUGGAACUUCGUAUCUUCUUCUUCGCGGUAGAGCACAGUCGCAGGUUUAAUUAUCAAUCAGAGAUUGCCAGAAGCAUCGUUCCUGUUUUUGUUUUUUUUCUUUCGUUCAGUUAAUCUUUUCGAGACAAACACUGUGGUUCAAGUUACAGUCAACGAGUAAUGGCGUCCGGGGUAGCUAAAGACUUCUUCCAUUGUGUUUCGAUGCUUUCUAAUGUUUUACUAGCACGUCGAGAAAAGCGUUAAUCGAAGGAAAGUACGUGAACAUAUGUGUAUAAAAAAAUGUGUGAUAAUACAAGACGUAGAAUGAUUGUAUAUCUAACGGAGAGACAAAGCGCGCAUGUAUAUUUGUAGAAAUUAUCUCCCCGUCACAAUAAUUUCUGUAGGUGUUAACGGUUUUCUACGCGAAACUGACUUAUUAAAAGAAUCAAACGGAAUCGUUAAACGAAAAGUGAAAAUGAUGUGAGUAUAGUUGAUAAGUAAAAACAAAAAAAAAUGGUUAACAUAUUUAGUACGUAGGUACGUAAUCACUGAUCUGCUUUGGCUCUGCAAGGAGUGGCCAUUGAAGAUUCGCUCGAAAAUCAUGAAAUCUUUUAUAUAUAAUGUAUAUAUCACUUUGUACGAAGAUAGCACAAAAGGCCCGACAGCAGGCUCGUCAUAAUUUUUACUAUCACGUUGCGAGGCAUUUAAUUGUUCAUUUACAUAUAUUUCCACACGGCAAUGGAAUCUUGAAUGGCGGCCGCUCGGCACGAGACAAUGAAGAAACGACUGUCUAUUACGCGAAUAAAACAAAGUUUAGAGUUAUAUUUAUAGCAAUUUAACGAGAUGUUUCAGAUAAAAUGAAGAGAAAAAGAACGACCGACAAAUUCGUCGAACUAUAUUAAGGAAGUGAGUCGUACUCGUUAAAAGAACGGUGAUCAAAAAAAAGUACAUUAUAACGGUAAUCAGUGCUUAGGCCAAUAAAGUAGAAAUCCGCCCUGUUGAUUUUGAUUCUUCCCCCCCAUUUUGUUUUUCUUUUCUCAUUUUUUCGCCAGGACAACGAUUUAUCCGUUGGUAGAAUUAAUUUUAAGAUAAUUUAAAGAUUGCGAGCUCGCACUGCGGAAUGUACUUUAGGACAAAUUUAGGCUGAAUGGUUUUUGUUGUUAAUUGAUUGUGGUGUGCUGUAACAACGCUAACGAUUCGGGACAGUGAAUUCAAUUUAACGCCUAUUAUGCACACACUAGUAGAUCGUCGUUGAAAGUUUUCACUAUACAUUUUUACUGGUACGACGAUCUAUGUACAAAAAAAUGAAAAAGGAUUAAGUUUCUCUAGGCAAAGAAACGUGAUCAAGAUAUCAAGGUAAACCCUGUCCCCGGAUCGUUUACAAUGCGGGGGAGCGAAUUAUAUUUUGAAAAUUGCGUAUACAUUUGUACGAACUUACUGAUAUUUUUAUAUUCUUACGUUCAUUGUAAAUCAGUGCAGGGAACGGAAUUUAAGUUGUAUCAAAGAGUAGAAGAACAAUGAGGAGAAUAUGAUAAAAGAAGAACGACACGUGUCUACUAUAGUUACCAUUUAUUGAAUGUAUAUAUAUAUGCAUAUGUAUAAAGUGUAAUCAUGUAACAUGGACCAAGAAGAUAAACACACACCUUUUUUCACUGUUGCAACAGAGGGGGAGAGAGAGAGAGAGAGAGAGAGAGAGAACAGCCGAAGUAAAUAUAUUUAACUAAUUUUAAAAGCAAAUCAGUGUUACGUGUCUUUUUUUAUAGAGUAAAUAUAUCUAGAAUAUAAGCAACCUCGCUUGUAAGAAAAUACUUCUAUAUAUAAUAUAUAGAUUAUAUAGAAAAUCCUCUUCUUGGUGCAUGCGAUGCAAUCGGCACUGUAUAUACAUAUAAAUAUAUAACAUAUGAAUACAUACGUAUAAUAUGUAAACACGUAUAUAUCAUGCGAAUGGUCUAUAUAUACGUGUAGGAAGAAGAAACAGCGUAGACAUUUAAGCCCUUAGGAGACGAAUUAAUAAAAAUGAAAUCUUUGCUAGCGUUUAUUUAUAUACACGAGAAUUAUUCUAUUAUAGGACAAGUGAGAUCGACUAGUGAGAGACGAAAGGGAUCCGUCUGGUUGCGCUUGUAGAUACAUAAACAAAUUAUUCGUUAUAUAGGACGUGAAGAAAACCAAGUAUUUUCUGAGAGCUGACGUAAAAAAUAAAGAAGAAAAUUUAUCACAGAAAGAGAGAGAGAGGGAGGGUGAGAGAAAGAAAAAUGUGAGAGAAUGGAAGACAGGAACGUGUAGCGAGCGACAAAAAAAUUUAUAGUGGUUUAUCUCAGGUUAAGUAUAGGUCGAUGGAGGCGAACUCGAACAAAUGUGUGAUCACGUUUCAAAUCUGUAUAUUUUAAUUAAAUAAAGUGAAAUAUGCAAAAA